AUGACCCAGCUCCGCUUACCCAGGCCCAAAGCCCUUGCUUGUCCUAUCCCAGUCCCUCCCAGGGGCCUGGGUGCGGGGGAGGGGUCGUGUAGUCCAGUGGGUCCACGUACGUCCCCCUGGGGCCCUAACCUGGCCCAGCUCCUCGACAGCGUCCUAGGGCUGGGGGCACUGGGGCUGACGAUUCGGACAGUCUUUUCCACGGCUGGCCCAGCCUUGCUGCUGCUGCUCCUGGUCAGUUUCCUGGCCUUCGACCUUCUCCACUGGCCCGCAGACGCCCCCCGGCCACAGCACACACUUCUCACAGGAGGCCGGAGUCAGGGGGCCGGUGAGGGUCCGGGACAGCGGGAGGCUGUCCUCCUACCUACGGCGGCGGUGGUCCCAGGAAGACUCAGCCCCCACGAGGCCCUGCUGCUGCUGCUUCUGGGCCUGGGGUUGUUCCUGGGAGCGCGCGGCGUGCCCGUGGCCCUGCUCGGCCUGGCUUUCUGCCUCCAUCCUUGGAUCUGA
Molecule: messenger RNA, 504 nt
Organism: Puma concolor (puma)
Lineage: Eukaryota; Metazoa; Chordata; Mammalia; Carnivora; Felidae
Gene: CA3H20orf141
Product: chromosome A3 C20orf141 homolog
Source: RefSeq, a predicted model, not a curated record